Capsicum annuum is the source of this 2010-nucleotide messenger RNA. Its product is annotated as corytuberine synthase-like. Gene Ontology annotation, molecular function: iron ion binding; heme binding; oxidoreductase activity, acting on paired donors, with incorporation or reduction of molecular oxygen. The record is from RefSeq and is a predicted model, not a curated record. Lineage: Eukaryota; Viridiplantae; Streptophyta; Magnoliopsida; Solanales; Solanaceae.
UGCAGGAAGGAGAAUAUGUCCAGGCCUGCCCAUGGCUGCUAUAAAAGUUCCCUUAGUCCUUGCUUCCCUUGUUCAUUUCUUUGAUUGGGAACUUCCUCAUGGAAAAUGUCCCGCCGAGCUAGACAUGACUGAGAAGUUUGGAGUAACACUGCAAAAGAAAGAACCACUGCUUCUGAUUCCCAAGGCCAGAAAAUGACCAUCAGGAUAUUCUAUCAGUAUAUCUUCUCUGUGUUAUCUGUUGCAUUGUGCACUAGAUACAAGUAUAUUUUGUCCUGCUAUAUACAGACACAAGUUCUUUUGGUGUACAAUAGAAUAAAUUCAAGUGAAAUUAUUCUAUUUCAAAGAUACAAAUAUAUAAAUGAAGGCAAAGAAUUUGUGAUUGACUUGAGAAAUUCCCAGAAGAAUCACUUCAUUGAAAACAAUACCUGACAUCUUCUUGCUACAAUUGAAUGAGAAACAGCAACAACAACAAAUCAAUGCAACCAACAAAAAAUACAUCGACGAAAUUGACUGAAUAAGCUGAACUAAGAGCACAAAUAUGAAAUCACAGGUAAGGUAAGAACGAACAAAGCGAAGCCUCAGGAGUCCUAUUAAGAUCAUGUGGCCAAGUGCAUUAAUUUUCAAGUGGAAAUGUUUCACUUGGGUCUACCCAUCUUGCCCUUGAUUACAGUGGAACAAUAUUCACAAGAUGAGCGUAGUAGAGAUGCGAAUGCUAAGAUGGAUGUCCUAAAAUAGUAGAGUAGCAUUUUAGGCAGAGCAGUGUAAAUAACAUUAAGCAUGUCAACUCAUGACCAUCCCAAAGCCUAGAUAACAGUUGCCUUGUGUUGUACAAGAGUCUUUUGAACUUACUAAAUUUUUUUCUUCUUAAAAAAGAAAUGAAAUAAAGAUUGAAAGUCCACCUAUAUAAAAAGAAAUUCUCCAAAUGACUACUUAAAUAUCUUCCCCUAUAUCACCCUAAUCUAGGAUCAAUCACAAGAAUCCAAGUUAAGCCAAGAAAUGCUUGCCCCACAACUAGUAGAUAUGUGACUUCAACCACAGGAUAGAUUAUGAGGUUACUUCAAUAAAUCUAGUUGAAAAUUCUACACAAAAAUAUAUUUUGCAAGAAAAAAACACUUGUUCAUUUGCAUGUCAUGGCUCAGCCAUUUGAAAUUCUUUGCCUGGUUCCACUUUUCCUCUUACCCUUAAUCAUUUUUAUCUUCAGAGUUUUCAAAUCAUCCAAAAUCACACAACUUCCGCCAGGACCAACACCAUGGCCAGUCAUAGGAAACAUUUUUCAUAUGGGAAAAAUGCCUCACAUAACUCUGACAAAUUUUGCAAAAGCAUAUGGCCCUAUUAUAUCCCUCAAGUUUGGAACUAAAUGGCUAGUUGUUGGAUCAUCACCUUCUGUUGCUAUAGAAAUCCUCAAAACCCAUGAUAGAAUCCUGUCUGCUAGACAUGUUCCAAAUGCUGUUCCUUCGGAAGGAUCAGACCUUGAGAAGACAUCAUUGGGCUGGAAUUCUGGAUGUAGUAGUAGAUGGAGAUACCUGAGGACUUUAUGCAAAACUGAGCUUUUCUCUGGCAAAGUAUUGGAGUCUCAAGCUUGUUAAAGGGAGAAAAAAGUGAAGGAAUUGGUGGAAUUCUUGAGGUCAAAAGAAGGUCAAGUGGUGAAUAUUGGAGAGCUAGUCUUUGCAACUGCGUUGAACAUGCUGAGUAAUGUUCUGAUAUCUAAGGACAUGGCUAAUUUUGAUAAUGAAACAGAAGAUGGUGAUAUUAGAAAUCUAGUAAGGGAAAUAGUGGAAGCGGUCUCUGCUCCAAAUAUAUCUGAUUUUUAUCAAAUUUUAGGUAAAUUAGAUCUUCAAGGUCUGCGAAAAAAAUAUAUAAAUGUAGCGAAACAGUUUCGUUCCAAGUGGGAGCCUAUCCUUGAAGAAAGAAGGAACAGUAGAGAAAAUGGUUCUUCUAGCCAACAAGAUUUUUUGGAAACUCUCCUUGAUAAUGAUUUUACGAAUGAUUGUAUCCACCAGCUAUUUAUGG